Colletotrichum lupini is the source of this 1794-nucleotide messenger RNA. RefSeq lists its product as uncharacterized. Lineage: Eukaryota; Fungi; Ascomycota; Sordariomycetes; Glomerellales; Glomerellaceae. The record is from RefSeq and is a predicted model, not a curated record. The transcript is spliced from 14 exons. The coding region runs from base 1 to 1794 and encodes 597 amino acids.
AUGUCGUUGAAUAAAUUGAAGAAUAUCGAUAUAUUUAAUCCAAGGUACGGCAACGUAGCUCGCAGCGCAUACAACAGGCCAGCGAGACGCGAUCAAGCUACCAACGCGUUGCGGGGCACUGAGAGCGCGGGGCACAUCAUCCUUCCCAGGGGCCAUUUUCCCAUAUGGUACAGCAUGACUAUGGAGUACAUACAUAUGGGCGUUUGGGGCUACUCUCACUACGCCAAAGACGGUUUCGCGGUCAAUGCGUACCUGAUUUUUGUUGAAUCAUUUUCACUUCAUUCCGGUGACCUUACCAUGAACUCAACAAUCAUUCCGCAUGCGACUUUAGAGUCUAUUGAAACUGGCAAGCACUGCUGUGCAGGGGUCUCUGCUGAGAGGCUAGUGGUGGAUUGCCCGCAGCAUCCUUGGUUGGUGCCAGAGACACGGGAGCCGCCAACCGACCUGAAUCCAUCUACCAUCAAAGUCACUAAGCAGCUCAUUACUGAAGCCCCCAGGAUUAGCAUAAUGCACCUCAUGUUCACCAUACGUUUCUCUGCAACAUCUUGUUCUCAAAACGGCGUUUGUAUCUUCGUCACGAGCACGGCUCGCUUACCACCUCAUUGCCUUGUCACAUUUAUCUCUCUACAUCCGGGCAUAUCGCUUUCUCCCCCAUUCGUAAUGGGUCGAUUUUGGGAGUUUCUGAUCACAGGACUUCCUUCCUUGUGUGUCAGCAUUUUCAAUCUAUUGCCUCCAUACCGCCAAUCGCCAACACAGAGUGGCGAUUCGAUUACACCCUAUCAGAAAGCAUGCAAAGCCUGCAGAUCAGGCAAAAUUUACACCAAUUAUGAUCAAAAGUCAACAAAAAAGCACGCCAGAAUCAAUGCGAAAGAACUCCUGAUAUAUCAGAUUCCACUCAAGAUACAGCUGCUAGUCAUGGAACGUCUGGAUCCCGUCGACAUAUUCUGUCUACGACAAAGUUGCUCCAUGUUCUUCUCGGCAUUCGAAUAUGCUUCUUUCUCUAGCCUUCAAAAGCCAGUAGAGCUACCUGAAAAUCAUUCAACAUUCGAAACCGAAUUAAGUCGACCAUUUCACAUCGCUUCCGACCAUCAGUACUCAGUCAAUCAUUUGCGACAUGGACAAAAGAAACUCAAGGGCUGUGGCGAUUCGCAAAGCGGAGUCAGGCCAAUUGUCCAAAUGUAUUUGAAUGAUCUCUCUGCUAGAGACCAACGAGAGAUCGCACACAGACUAAGAUUGAAUGCCGUUUGCGAAGUUUGCUUGAGGAGUCAAUCUACACCUACCGACCUGAUGGAUAGAGAGAGCACCCGCUCAGAAGGGCUCGAGGAGCCUAAGCUUGUCAUGUCAGGUUUGUCAAAUGCCCUUCCAGUCAAAAGGACGGGAACACUCCCCAACGCUAUCUAUCUCCAGCAACCACUUCUUGCGUUUACACUGGACUAUGGUGAUGCCGUAGAGGAGCGAUAUGGCAACGAAUACCUUUCUCCACAUCUUACUUUCAGUUCCCACCAAUUCAUGUCGCCUUUCGACUGGGAGCGUUGUUGUUGCGCUUGUAACAGCUCGGAACACAUCGAUGCAACAGGUAUCCUCAUGAUGUCCAGUGUCUCUGGCAAAAGAGGCUACUCUUUGCAUCAGGUCGAUUGGAGACUCUGCUAUGCAACAUAUCAGUGGGGAAUUGAUUCCAACCGCAUCACGCUUACAAGAGGGAGAAUGGAAAUGUCGAACACAAAGGUUGCAUCAAUAAGGCUUGUUCGAAUUCUCAGAAUCGCCAUGAGUGUUUCUCAGCAGAAUGAUGGGUAA